Messenger RNA from Fonsecaea multimorphosa CBS 102226, 903 nucleotides. RefSeq lists its product as uncharacterized. Gene Ontology annotation, cellular component: nucleolar ribonuclease P complex; ribonuclease MRP complex. Gene Ontology annotation, molecular function: RNA binding. Lineage: Eukaryota; Fungi; Ascomycota; Eurotiomycetes; Chaetothyriales; Herpotrichiellaceae. The record is from RefSeq and is a predicted model, not a curated record. The transcript has a single exon. Bases 1 to 903 code for a protein of 300 amino acids. Gene Ontology annotation, biological process: intronic box C/D snoRNA processing; nuclear-transcribed mRNA catabolic process, RNase MRP-dependent; tRNA 5'-leader removal.
AUGUCCUCCGCGGCAUCCUCGCUGCCGUUCUCGAUGGCGUCGGAACUCAAGGCCCUCAAACACGAGAAACGAAAUCAAAACAUGGCCCGCUUGCCCCCGAACGCCACCAUCCAACGUCGGCCGUUGAACCACGCGCCCGUCGCCGACCUACGCACCUCGGGCACAAAGGCGGCGAAAGUAGUCUACGUUUCGCGUCGCACACCCGUGGUCGCCGCGAUCAAGCGGGUCAAGAAGUACCUGGUGCACAUUGAGAGGCGCGCACUUCAGGAUGCCGGGGGAAAUGUCACAAAAGGGCAUGGGCGCGGACCGGCCAAGGCAGCAAUCGAGCAGGCGAACGAGGCGUUGGCCGAGGACAAAGAGGAGGUGCUGGUCAAGGCCAGCGGGCGGGCAAUGGCGCAGGCGCUGCGUGUCGCUGAAUGGUUUCGGAACAAGGAGAAGGACGUGCUUUGCCAUGUGGAGGUCAGGACCGGAAGUGUCAGCACCGUGGACGACAUCGUGGAGGUCGACUUGGAGGGGAAUAAUCAUCAUCAUGAAGAGAAGGAUGGUGACGAAGCGGCACUUGGUGAAGAAAGGGAGAAUGUCAACGACCAAGAGGAAGAAGACGCAGAAUCUUCAAAACUGCAAUGCGGCGACACAACCUUGGAGUUGUUGGGAGGCGUUGAUGUGGCUACAAUGAGUUCAGGUGAGAAGAAGAGCCAGUCAUCAAUAGAUGAAGCACAACCUGGAACAGGGACGUCGGCAGAACAGAGUACAAAUGAUAUCGGGGUGGGCAUCUCUCUGCCAAAGCAAAGCCGACGGAAGAGGACGAAACGAAAGAGACCAAUGUACGCGGCAGAAGAUCUUCCCGAAGCACGCAUCAGGUGGAUCAAGACUGUUGAAGUUGCGAUAUCUCUACAGACUUGA